AUGGCUCCCAAGAUAUACUAUGCUCCAAGAUACUAUUCAUACCCCAGUCUUGAUCUCUUGUCGAUUCUUUUCGAUCCCAAUCAAUAUGCCCUUUCACAGGAAGAUUCAAAGGUGCACAUAGACGCCGCCAACACGGCAAACUACAUCGACAAAAAGCACGCCAGGGUCUUGACCGAGAACUUUGCCCACAGCUUGCGCCACAUCUACGGCAUCGGGGCCGCGGGCCACUCCAAGGAUGUGGUCGUGGGCUUUUCGACGCUGCAGAUCUUGUUACCGAUUGCGUUCUACGGCACCAUCGCCGCUGGGGGCAUCUUUUCGUGUGCCAGCCAUGCCUUUACCCCCGCGGAACUGGCCAGACAGAUCAAACAGGGCGACGCAAAGCUGGUGAUUUGCAGUCCCGACCUCGCCACGGUCGCCAUCGACGCAGCGAAGGCUUGCGGCUUGGGCCUCGACCGCGUGCUCAUCCUAGACUCUACCUACCGUGCUUGGAGUUUCAAAUCGGCCGACGGCAAGGUUGACUGCUGGACGGAUAAACGCCUCACGUGGGAACGAAUCACCGAUCCGCAGGAGCUGGAGGACAGCAUCAUCAACUUGCUGUACUCGUCCGGCACGACUGGUGUACCCAAAGCUGUGAUGCUCUCACACAAGAUGAUGGUAUCUCAGAUCGUCAUCGCUUCCCAAGUAGCUCGAGAAUGGGCAAUUCCACGAAUCCUAACGGGCGAGUUGACCCCCACACCACUCCGAACAAUAGCCCAUCUGCCGGCUGCCCAUAUUGCCGGUGUGGCCGGCUACUUCGUCUCCCCUCUAUAUGCUGGCGGGGAGUGCUAUUGGAUGCGUAAGUACGAGUGGAAGAAAUUCAUCGAGUACAACAGACAGCACAGGAUCACGGCUUUUUUCACGGUGCCUGCCAUCUGGGCUCGAAUCGCCAAAUCCCCCGACGUCACGGACCAUUUUGACUCUUUGGAAAGCGGCCUUGGUGGUGCGGCGCCAAUGGAUGCCGAUCUCUGUAACGCGGCUGGUCAGCGAACAGGGAUUCAGAUGGGCGGGACAUACGGCAUGAGCGAGACUACUGGGUCCGUUUGCACCCUUCCUCGAGGAAUGUCGGAUAAUACCGGCAGUGUUGGGGUGAUGCAUCCAAAUACGAUGUUCAGGCUUGUCGACGACGACGGCAACGAUGUGCCUGAGGGACAACCUGGCGAAUUGUGGGUGAAAGGCCCCAUGGUGACAAAGGGUUAUUACAGAAAUCCCGAAGCUACCAAAGCGGCCUUUGUCGACGGUUGGUACUGCACCGGAGACAUUCUUCAGCAACGAAGCAACGGAUUGUGGUAUGUCACGGAUAGAAAGAAGGAGUUGAUCAAGUACAAGGGUAUUCAAGUGGCGCCAGCUGAGAUCGAGGGUCUCUUGAUCUCGCAUCCUUUAAUCGAAGAUGCGGCUGUGAUUGGCGUGCCCGGAGAAGGGACAGAAGUCCCUCGUGCCUACGUCGUUGCCGAUAAGAACAAGAUCUCGGAGGCAGAGAUCAAGGAGUUUGUGAAGAGCAGGACGGCGCCGUACAAGCAACUGCGAGGUGGUGUGGUAUAUCUCGAUCAGAUCCCCCGAAACGCGGUCGGCAAGAUUUUGCGGAAGGAUUUGAGGGAUAUGGCGAAGACGGAGUUUCGACCUAGGCUAUAG
Molecule: messenger RNA, 1668 nt
Organism: Fonsecaea multimorphosa CBS 102226
Lineage: Eukaryota; Fungi; Ascomycota; Eurotiomycetes; Chaetothyriales; Herpotrichiellaceae
Exons: 3
Coding region: 1-1668 (555 amino acids)
Biological process (GO): secondary metabolic process
Molecular function (GO): CoA-ligase activity
Source: RefSeq, a predicted model, not a curated record